UCGGCCUUUUUUUUUGCCCUAUUAUAUCUGUUUGCCGGGGGAAUGAAUCGGGCGGCAUUUGGUUUCGCGCCGAGGAAGAGGGCAGAAGCAUACGCCGAAGGACAAAGGGUAGAGGCGUGGCUGUGAGGGUGCAAGCUGAGGCGGCGAGGGACGAGGUCGAGCGGCGCCUGCGAUGGGGAUCCAAGGGCUACUCCCCUUGCUCAAGUCUAUUAUGGCGCCGAUCCAUGUGGAGGAGCUUCGAGGACAGGCAGUGGCGGUGGACGCUUAUUCCUGGCUCCACAAAGGCGCCUUCUGCUGCGCCACGCAGCUCUGCAAAGGCCUUCCCACCUCCAAGCACAUUGAGUAUUGCAUGCAUAGAGUAAAUCUGUUGCGGCAUCAUGGAGUCAAACCUAUUCUUGUAUUUGAUGGUGGGAAUCUACCAAUGAAGAUUGUACAAGAAACCAAGAGGUCAAGGGCUAGGAAAGAAAAUCUUGCACGAGCAAUGGAACAUGAAGCAAUGGGUAAUUCUUCUGCUGCUUUUGACUGCUACCAAAAGGCUGUUGAUAUUUCACCUGCAAUUGCACUUGAACUAAUUCAGGUUUUGAAGCUGGAAAAGGUUGACUAUAUUGUAGCCCCUUAUGAAGCUGAUGCGCAGAUGACCUUCUUGUCCAUCAACAAACUUGUUGAUGCUGUCAUUACAGAAGACUCAGAUUUAAUACCUUUUGGCUGUUCUAGAAUAAUCUUCAAAAUGGACAAGUUUGGUCAUGGAGUUGAGUUCCAGGAUUCAAAGUUGAGAAAAAAUAAGGAUCUUGAUUUAACUGGAUUUACCAAACAGAUGAUGCUCGAGAUGUGCAUUUUAAGUGGUUGUGACUAUUUGCCAUCACUGCCAGGUAUGGGUUUGAAAAGGGCCCAUGCACUUGUCAAGAGGCUUAAAAGCUAUGAGAAUGUUAUUAAGCACUUGAAGUAUAGUGCUGUAUCCAUCCCAUCUUCUUUUGAGGAAAUGUUUAAAAAAGCAAUUUGGGCGUUCCAACAUCAGAGAGUUUAUGAUCCUGCAAAAGAGGAUCUUGUCCAUUUGUUGGAGCCACCUCAAUGUCCUUUUGAAGACCUUGAUUUUCUAGGCCCAUGGCUAUCCCAAGACUUAGCAAAAGGAAUAGCAAAAGGCGAUAUUGAUCCAAUGACAAAGAUGCCAUUCCAGGUAAAAAGUGUAGAGAAUACAUCGAUGCUUAAUGGAAGUUACCCUGUACAACAAUCUGUAUCAUCAAGCGAGAAGAGAAGGCUUGAGUUGCCCGUCCAAAAGAAUUUGCUAACCAACUACUUUUGUCUAGCAUCAGUUGAAGCAAGACGGAAAUUUAGGGCCCCGAAAGUCAUGCAGAAAGAUCUGGUAACACCAGAUUCAUCUUCUCCAAGCUCUGGAACCUGUAGCUCUGGACCACUUGCUUCAGCAAAAGAUGCUACUUGUUAUACGAGCAGUACUCAAAGCACUCCAGUUGAUCAAGAUGACAAGGAUGGCUCUGGUCCUGAAGGUCAUGUUACAGAUACAGCAAUGGAAACGAUGGAAGAUAAGUUCCUCAAUCCAAUCCAGAAACAGGACGUAAAUAGGCUAACUGUACAUGGUGGCUUUACAGGUCCGCAAAUUUCCUCCUCCAGAUGUAAACCAUUUUUAACAUCACACAAGGAAAAGACGUCCCACCAGGCAACGUCUGUGGUCGACGAGACAAGAGUGUCUACAAACAGAAAAGUCAUUGUGAGAAGCUCAUACUUCAAGCAUAAGCCAUCAGAUGUCAAUAGUCUCCAUCGACCCAAUGAUGGUGCCACAGAUGGUAAUGAAAAUAACGAUUGUAUUCCUGGUGGCUACCCUGUCAAGAAAAGAAAACUAUCCGAGGACAACGAAAAUCAGCCACCCAUCUUAGUAAUGAAUCAGGAAAAUCUGCCAUCAAAGAAUGCAAGGACUUCAGUUCAUCAUGGAGAAGAUAAUCAAGUGUCUCGUUUGAACAACAAUGGCGCCAUGGUAAGGGAAGGAGGAAAAUUCGGUUGUGACAUUUCACAUGUGAACAACUACACAACUGUAGCGGAGAGAUCAAUGGACAGGUUUGCAGCGCUCAUGUCAUCUUUCAGAUACACUCGAUCGAGUGCCCGUGCAAGCGGCCUCCGUGCACCUCUAAAAGACGUUCAUAAUUCUUCUUCCUCUGCAAGGAGGAAAGCCGUGCCCAUUGCCAUCGAAGAAUUCACAUAUACAUCCCAAAAAUAAGGUUGACUUGGGGAGUUUCUACUUUCUAGUCAGCCAAAUUUCCACAAUUUUGUAAUGUAUGCUCAGUGGCCUUUGCCAUUUAUACAUUUUGGUAGGCCUCUAAUGUUACAAUUGUUUAACUGUAGCUUUAAGCAAGAAGUUUAAGUGGAAAUAUAGAAGCAUGGAUUUAUGCACACAUUUUUAUUCA
Zingiber officinale is the source of this 2414-nucleotide messenger RNA. RefSeq names its product exonuclease 1-like. Gene Ontology annotation, molecular function: DNA binding; metal ion binding; 5'-flap endonuclease activity. The transcript is spliced from 13 exons. NCBI's taxonomy places the organism in Eukaryota, Viridiplantae, Streptophyta, Magnoliopsida, Zingiberales, Zingiberaceae. The coding region runs from base 173 to 2227 and encodes 684 amino acids. The record is from RefSeq and is a predicted model, not a curated record.